Meloidogyne enterolobii is the source of this 691-nucleotide messenger RNA. The record is from the annotation of a GenBank genome assembly. Lineage: Eukaryota; Metazoa; Nematoda; Chromadorea; Rhabditida; Meloidogynidae.
UUGUAGUGAUGUUCGAAACUCUCGGUCUCGGUUCCUGAGUCGGGAAAUUUCCCCUCUCUAUAAUAUAAUUUACUUUUUAAAAUUUUUGAGUGGUUAAUGGUGAACAAUGUAUAGGCGCAGGAGACAACCAAGAAAAACACAACGCCAUAAUCGAAUUCAGCUAGUGGGUGGGUGGAUGGCAAACGGAUUAGGCAGUGGUUUUUGGAAAGAAGGCGCCCUAGAUCGAAAACUUCAGUCUAACAUAAUUUUUCAUAACGCAACCACACCUUGUGGGGAUGUGUCGUUGUAAUAAACACUUCCAUACACCAAUUAUAAAAUAAAUUUAAAUUUAUAAUAAAAACGAAUUAAAAUUUUUCUUUUCGUAAAUAAUGUUUGUUGUAAAUAUAAAUUAGGUUUAUGCCUAGAAUUUUUUUCAAAGUAAUUUUCGAAAAAAAUUUUUUAAGGGCAUAUACCUUAAUAAAAUAAUAACAAAUUUUUUUUGGAGGAGGAAAGGGUAUGUAAAUGAGUAAAUACAAUGAAUAAACAUUUUUGUGUCUAAAUAUAUCAGGUCAUAGCUAGAAGAGAAGAAAGAAUGGUAAAUGUAAAGAUUACUGGUCCCGAAAAAAAUGUGGAAGAAGUGGUUUUUUAAUAUUUUUGAGGUUUGCCAGUAGGUAAUCGAGUGUGCUGAGUCCGAAUCUGAGCUUAGUAUUUG